Molecule: messenger RNA, 546 nt
Organism: Fusarium coffeatum
Lineage: Eukaryota; Fungi; Ascomycota; Sordariomycetes; Hypocreales; Nectriaceae
Exons: 3
Coding region: 1-546 (181 amino acids)
Source: RefSeq, a predicted model, not a curated record
AUGCCAGAAUCACUAGCUGCUUUUCGAUCCGGAAGGAGCAAGGAUCUUCGUGGACUUGCUGAGGAGCAUAUGCAGCACGAUUUGAACCAGGAAGAACGAGACACCCUGAAACGUGCAGGGAGUAAGGUAUCCACCCAUGCAAAGCUAGGCUCUCUUGUGGGUGCAGGCCUGGGCAUUUACUGCGCUUGGAGGCUGAGGACUAUGAGAUUGGCCUACUUUAACGCCUUCAGAGCUAUGGAAAAACCUGUGGCUGUUCAAUUCGCGGAUGGCCGUACCAAAUCAAUUCCUGAUAUUUCUGACAAGCUGUCACCUUCCAAAUGGGGUGACGCGGCAACUUACUUCUUCUUUGCCGUUGGAGGUACAUUUCUUGGUGGGGAACUGGGUCUCAUCACUGGCACUGCUUCAGCUUCACGAACUAUCACAAAGAACCCCGAGGUUAAGGGGCGAAUAGAGGAGGCGUUCAAAAACUAUCGCAUUGAUGCUAUGAAGCAGGAGAUCAAGGUAUUGGAAAGGAAGCCAAAGUUUGAGCACCUCUUCCGAUCCUGA